Acanthoscelides obtectus is the source of this 4231-nucleotide messenger RNA. NCBI's taxonomy places the organism in Eukaryota, Metazoa, Arthropoda, Insecta, Coleoptera, Chrysomelidae. The record is from the annotation of a GenBank genome assembly.
GUUCAAUAUUCAUGAUGUAUUCGUAAUUUUGAAUUGAAAGUUGCAUUUUGUGCGGCGUGGCGGCGUUUUUAUUAGUUUUGUGUCGUUGAUACUGAUAUCUAUUGAGCGGUAAAAUGAAUUUAAAUUUACAAACUUAAUCUUUGUAUGGAGGUUUAUCGAAAGCGGGUAUUUAAGUGCGUGGUACCUGGUUGUACCGAUAAAAUCAGUUCAAGGUAUACAUUUCCAAGAUAUGAUGCCGAUCUUUUUAACAACUGGAUUGAACAAGUGCGAAAUCCAGUUUUGAACAACCAAACUCACGAACAAAUCUAUAAAAGACAAAAUUAGCUGUUCCUAUAUUACAUCUUCCUGAACUUCAAUCUUCAAUGGUUUUGAAACGAACCGGCAAUAUUCACGUUGGCUUUACCUUCAUUUAGUGAAGAAAUUCUAGUUGAAAAUGCAUAAUGAUGGUGAUGCAGACAUGGACGCCGAUGAUCCGAUGGAAAUUGAUGAUACAAUCCCUACCGCACGGAUAAUUGAACGAAAAUCCGACGUAAAAGAUACAUCAUCAGAUACAACUUUACAAGAGUCUGGAACAAGGCAGCAAUCACAGAAUGAUUCUGAUAUUAUGGAAAUUCGGGAUGACGACCCUGAUAACGGGAAAACUGGAAGCGAAAAAGAUGCUGAUAUUGUUAUUUUGGAUGAUGAUGAGGAUGAUCCACUAUCAACAGAAAAACCUAAUGAAAAACAGCAAUCUACCAGUCAGAGUAUGGAGGUGAAAGACGUGAUUGAUCUGGUGGAUAAACCACACAGCAGAUGUUUGAACAGCAGUUGUCCAGGAAAUUCUACAAUUAUGAUUGCAGCUGCUGAUUUCUGCUUGUCAUAUUACAGAGUCAAGAGGAGUAACAAUCAUAAGGAAGAGAUUUGUGAAGAUUGUUACAAUAAGGCAGUUGAGGAUUUUGACCGUUUGAGUUUGAAACUGAAAAGCGGCGGCUUACUCUUGACCGAAAAAUACCCCAUAAUAAACGAGACUCUUCAGAUCGACGAUAGUGAUGAAGAAGAUAGCGAUAACGAAGGUAGCAUGGAAUAUAUUGACCAAGAAAACUUCGAGUUUAUUGCUAAGAACUUCGAUCAGAUUUUUGAUGAGACUUUAGAGAAGUUCAAACUUGAGAAACAGUAUCAGCUGGAAGCUGAGUACUUGAAGGAAGAAAAUAAAAAGGUUGAAGAGAAAUGUACAGAAUUGACAAACGACGUCAAAAACAUCAGAACUAUGUUAGAUGGAAUACAACUUAAUUUAUACAACUACUUUAGACCUGAUUUUUGUAACCUAAAGGGUCUUACAAUCGUGGAUGAUUGUUCAUUAUCAGCAAAUAUGUUUAUAAAAUCAGAUAGUGAACCUGCACGAAAAAGUACUAGAAGUCAAAAUAAGCCAAUUUCCUAUGUGGAGCUUGAUGAUGCAUCAAACAGCCCUAAAAUUGCUCCUCCUGUUGCAAAACAAGGAGCAGCGAGUAGUGAAUCUAAGACAUCUGGUGUUCAACCGCCGCCAGAUUUACCGCCUUUACUGUCUAUUGAGAAACCUGAACUGAAAGUUGGUGAACUAUACUAUAUUGCAAGGGAGAACGCUCAAGGCAACUGGGUGCGAGCUAGAUUAACGCAGAUCAUCAAUCCAGUGCCGUCGAACAUGGGAGUAUGCUACAAAAUGACUGAACUGAAACAACAAAAGGAGAGAUUUGUCAACGGUAGGAGCGUGGCAUAUCUUAACGCGAGCAAAGUGAGACUGCCUGUAGGUACCAGAGUGAUAUCAGAAUUCAAGGAGACGACCGGUUUUGGAGAGAAAAAGCCUAAACACAAUCUCUACUAUGCAGGAAUUGUUGCGGAACAACCAUUUGAAGGAAAUAACUUCAGAUACCUGAUAUUUUUCGACAUUGGUUAUUCGCAGUAUGUCAGCUAUCAUAGUGUAAAUUUGGUCUAUGAAUCGAGCCCUAAAGUAUGGGAAGACGUUCUGAUCGAUUCCAGGCCGUUUAUUAAAAAAUAUUUAGAGAGCCAAGAUAGACCUAUGGUUAAAUUAGCUAAAGAUCAGACUGUACGAGUUGAAUACAAUGGUAAAUGGUGGUUAUGUACUGUCAUAAAGGUAGACUGCUCAUUAGUACAGGUAUUUUUUGACAGUUUGAGUAGAACCGAAUGGAUAUACCGAGGUUCCACAAGAUUAAGUCCUAUGUUUAGAGAAGAGCAAGCGGCUACCAAUAGGCAUACUGGUUUGAGAACAUCUAGGAAGGCUGGUCCCAACGAAUCUAUGACGGUGGUGCAAUACACUCGGCAUAACAACUUUCUGCAAUCUGGAGACUCUCAAGAUCAGAAGCAUCAAACUUCCGAUCCUGAAAAAGCCCCCGAGCGCAUUGACUUGGAGGCAGAUGAGGCGCCAGUAGAACAUACAUCGAAUGUUAGGGCUGUAGCAAGGAAGAGCACAACCAGACCCCAACUUAGUAAUACGCCAGCACAAAAUAUUGUGCCUUUCCUACCACCUGUAUCUAACAAUACUAUCAGUAGCAGUGGUCCUACUAGCAAGAUUAUGUACUUCACACCUCACGAGAAGGUAAUAAUAAAGCGUACCUAUACACCUCACGACUGUUCGCCCCAGUGUAAGGAGUACCUAACGCAUAACUUCAACCAGCUAAGGGGUCACAACCCUCUGUCGAAGCCGCUGUUGUGCGGAUGGGGAAGAAUGACUCAAAAAGCGAAAAGCGGUAACAAGAAAGAAAUCGUAUAUAAGGCUCCAUGCGGAAGGCUACUUAGAAAUAUUGCUGAGGUUCAUUAUUAUCUAAGGUUAACUGAAAGUGAAAUGACAGUGGAUCUAUUUGAUUUUAAUCAUAUGGUGAGAUGUUUAGCAGAGUUUGCUGUUGAAUGCAACCCCGACCCUAAGGAUCUUUCAAAAGGUCUGGAACAGGUACCAAUACCAGUUAUUAACGGUAUAAACAAUGAAAUGUUAGACUUCUGCAACUAUAGUAUCAAGAGGGUGCCCAUGGAAGGUGUGAACUUGAAUUUGGACCCUGAAUUUUUAUGUGGCUGCAAUUGUGAAGAUAACUGCAUUGAUAAAACUAAAUGUGCUUGCUGGAAAAUGACUAUGGAAGGUGCUAAAUACAUAGGAAAAGAUGUAGAUCCAAAUUCAAUUGGUUAUAUUUAUAGGAGAUUGCCUGAACAAGUCAUUACUGGAAUCUACGAGUGCAACUCUAGGUGUAAGUGUAGCUCUACUUGUUUGAAUAGAGUAGUACAAAAUCCGAUGAGCUUGAAACUGCAAGUGUUUAAAACUCAUAACAGAGGAUGGGGCAUUAGAUGUCUCAAUGAUAUUCCGCAGGGUACCUUCAUCUGUAUAUAUGCAGGCACUUUACACACAGAAGCUAUGGCCAAUCAGGAUGGCAUGGCAUAUGGCGAUGAAUACUUUGCAGAGUUAGAUUACAUAGAAACAGUGGAAAAGUACAAAGAAGAUUAUGAAGCUGAGGUUAUGGAAGAUGAAGACUAUAGAGAAAAGAGUCCGAUAGAGGAAGAAGAAGAGGAAGAAACCAAGAAAUCCAAGAAACGUAACAGUUACACUAUCGAUAACGAUUUUUCAUUGCCGAUAAAGGUUGAUGUGAAGCAAACCAGCAGGGAAGGUAUCAGGACUCGACUAAGAGCGAGAAACAUCGAUGAUGAUAAAACGGAACCCAACGAAACUAAGGAACAAGAAAAACCAAAAGUUAAAGAAGAACCCAAGCUCACUGUUGAUCAAUUGUCUGGCAGUAUAGAAACUGUUACUAUAAGCGAUGAAGAAGAUGAGGGGCGCGAAGUGUUGAAUUUCGAUUCUAAAGCAAAAGGGCUUGAUGAUAAGUCCCUACGGUACACUUCCGUUAGGGAAGUGUUUGGGGAAGACGAAUGUGUCUAUGUGAUGGACGCCAAAAAUACUGGAAAUAUCGGAAGGUUUCUUAAUCAUUCCUGCUCGCCGAAUAUAUUCGUCCAGAACGUCUUCGUGGACACGCAUGAUCCCCGAUUUCCUUGGGUGGCCUUUUUCAGUUCCCAGUUCAUCCGAGCUGGCACUGAAUUGACCUGGAACUAUAACUACGAUAUUGGAAGUGUACCAAACAGGGUGUUGUACUGCCUGUGCGCUUCCCUGGAAUGUAAAGGAAGGCUGCUUUAAAGUAGGAUUAUUUGUAAUUUAGAAUGUGAUCUUCAAAAAGAAUUUUGUAAUAUAAGCCGUGAAAAUUAAAAAAAAUGUUACAGUGUA